Molecule: messenger RNA, 396 nt
Organism: Coniosporium apollinis CBS 100218
Lineage: Eukaryota; Fungi; Ascomycota; Dothideomycetes
Exons: 2
Coding region: 1-396 (131 amino acids)
Biological process (GO): regulation of DNA-templated transcription
Molecular function (GO): DNA-binding transcription factor activity
Source: RefSeq, a predicted model, not a curated record
AUGUCGCUGCGUCGACAGAGCGACGAAGAUAUUUCAGGGUCAUGCCAAGAGUCGGGUGGCACACAAGCGGAUGACUGGGCUGCCGUCGAAGACCCCAACGAGCGUCGCAAGAUACAGAACAGGCUGGCGCAAAGAAAGUUUCGAGCUAAGAUAAAGGAACAAAAAGAGGAUAGCGAGCGACUGGUCGAGAACCAAAGACUCGCAGGAUCUGCCUACGCCUCAGCGGAGCCUGGCGAACUGGACGGCAACAGCCAACUCUCCGGUCUGCCAUGGGGAGGAGUCUCGAUGGAGCACAUCAUCCAGUCGGGCAUAAACAAGGAACAGAGCUCGCCGCAAAGCUCCAAGGACAACUCAGUCUACGCCGCCUACUCGCGCACAGGUGGGAGCUCGCGGUAA